Messenger RNA from Triticum turgidum subsp. durum (durum wheat), 516 nucleotides. NCBI's taxonomy places the organism in Eukaryota, Viridiplantae, Streptophyta, Magnoliopsida, Poales, Poaceae. The record is from the annotation of a GenBank genome assembly.
AUGGGCCUGUGUGUGUCGUACGACGCGGCGGCCGCGAGGGUGGUGCUCCCCAGCGGCGAGCUCCGGGAGUACUCGCCUCCCGCGACGGCAGCGCUGGCUCUUGAGGAGGUGGGGCACCAGGAGUGGUUCGUCUGCGACGCCGACGCGAUGGGGUUCGAGGGCUCCGUCGCGGCGAUGGCCGCCGGUGAGCGGCUCCAGCCGGGGCAGAUCUACUUCGUGCUCCCCGCAGAGAUGCUGCGCCGCUGCCUCACAGGCGAGGAGGUGGCCUCGCUCGUCGUCAAGGCCAGCGCCGCCCUCGUCAAGGCCGCCACCGCCUCGUCAGCUGGCGGCCGGCGCCGGCGAGGCUCCGUGGCGCCGCUCAUGUUCGCGCCGUCGGAGGAGGAUUACUCCGACGAAACCUUGGCGAAGUUUGCAGUGAAGCCGGCGGUGCCGCAGAAGCGGAGGGUGGCCUACCGAGGCGGGAGGUCGCCGCCGCGGUUCUCGCCCGACUUAACCGCCAUUUUGGAGAGCGAGUAG